Molecule: messenger RNA, 1664 nt
Organism: Musa acuminata AAA Group (dessert banana)
Lineage: Eukaryota; Viridiplantae; Streptophyta; Magnoliopsida; Zingiberales; Musaceae
Product: RGG repeats nuclear RNA binding protein A-like
Exons: 6
Coding region: 258-1412 (384 amino acids)
Cellular component (GO): nucleus; cytoplasm
Molecular function (GO): RNA binding
Source: RefSeq, a predicted model, not a curated record
AUUGGAGGGUGGCGGCGAAGGGAUUAGGUUUUCUGUGUGCGAGCCCGUUGCGGAGGGGUGCGGCUAGGGUUUUGCUCCGCCUAUUUCUUUCCUCCGCGCCCUCAAAACCCUCGCUUUUUGCUCCCCUUUGAGGCUACUCGACCCCGAUUCUUCUACUUCUUUUCCCAUGGCGAUCGCGUCGCGAAGACGGUUGUUCUAGUCGCAAGAUUUUCCUGCUGCCGUUCUGAGGCCGGCGCUUGAGACGACCCUCUGUGGAGAUGGCCACGGCGAACCCCUUCGAUCUCCUGGGAGACGAUGACAACGAUGACCCGUCGCAGCUCAUCGCCGCUCAAGUGCGGAAGAUGGUGGUCAAGAAGCCCGCUGCGCCAGCUGCUGCCGCUAGACCGGCAACGGCGAGGCUCCCCACUAAGCCAGUUCCUCCUGCUCAAGCUGUGAGGGAGGCAAGAGAAACGAGGAACAAUGCUGCGCCAGCACGUGGUGGGGCUGGCCGUGGAGGGCCUGGACGUGGAAGAGGUGGACGAAGUGGUGGAAUGGGCCCAAAUCGCGACUUUGGAAAUGACAAUGGAUUCUCCAGGGGCUAUGGUGGUGCUGGUGGUGGUGGAGGUGAAGAUGGUGAUGCUGAUAGGCCUCAAGAGAGGGAACGUCCGCCGCGUCAGCCAUUCAGUGGUGGCCGUCGUGGUGGAUAUGCGGGCCGUGGUGGCUAUGGUAACGUCGAAUCUGGAGUUGAUUCCGAAUGGCCCCCACGUAGGUCGUACGAGCGCCGGAGUGGCACUGGUCGUGGCUAUGAGAUGAAACGCCAGGGCGCAGGUCGUGGUAAUUGGGGAACUGUAGCUGAUGAGACGCAUAUACAGGAAAAGGAUGAGAUCCUAAACUCUGAUGAUAAUAAGCUUGCAACCGAGAAGCAGCAAGAACAGGAAAAGUCACCAUUAUCUGAAGAGAUCAAGGAUAACAAGGAGGGUGCAAUUAAUGAGUCAGAAGAAAAGGAAGAGGAUAAGGAGAUGACUCUGGAAGAAUAUGAAAAGAUUAAGGAAGAGAAGCGAAAGGCCUUACUUGCAAUGAAGUCUGAGGAGAGAAAGGUCGAAAUUGACAAGGAGUUGCAGUCUAUGCAGCAACUGUCUACAAAAAAAGAAAAUGACCCUAUCUUCGUUAAGUUGGGUUCUGACAAGGAUUCAGGGAAAAAGAAGGAAAACAUUGAUCGUGAUGAACGAAGCAAAAAAUCAUUGAGCAUCAAUGAGUUCCUGAAGCCAGCUGAAGGAGGAAGAUAUUAUGGUCCAAGUGGCCGUGGACGUGGCAGGGGGAGAGGUGACCGUGGUCCAUUCAGAGGCUCUUACGGCAGCGGGGUCUCAAGUUUCAUGGCUGCUGCCCCAUCGAUCGAAGAUCCUGGACAGUUUCCCACACUUGGUGGGAAGUAGAGAUCAGCCUGAUCAAAUCGUGCCUAAAUCGUGCCAACUUCUGAUUCUUCAGUUCUUACUCUUACGAGUUGGCACACCAGCGAAAUAACAGGUUCUCUAUUAGACUAUUCAACUAUGUAUACUGGAACUGCCUUGUCAACAGCAUCCUCCAAUUGCGUCUGCGCCCACAUGCUGUGUUGUUCCUUUCAAUUUUGAUCUUAUUUUGUGCCUAAAUUUAACUUCUAAGAGUUGCUGCAAUCGUUUUCUUUGGCA